AUGCUAUCAGAUAAGUAUGGCAAGGACUUGGAUGCCGACCUUAGCCUGGAGCAACGAGCCAUGAGCAUCGCCGUUCAACGUAUGGUGGAGGAGCACACCUACUUCCUUACUCUCGCCGACAUGGCCCUACAAGAUGGAGCUUUCGAAGUAUUGAAUAAGAAGUUGAUGAAUUUACCAACGGUUGCCCGAUGGAUCUUCCCGACGUUUCUGUUGCGAAGUUUCAAGGCGAUUCUGAACGGCCAGGGAAUCGGACGCCUCCCCGAAGUUGACCGGAAGCGAAGAAUGAAAGAGGAUAUCGAGGCUCUCUCGAUCAUCUUGGGAGAGAAAAAAUACCUCGUGAAUGACGAUAAGCCUUCCACUAUUGAUGCUACCGUAUUUGGUUAUUUAUGGUCGAACUUUGACACCGAUUCGGAGUUUACUAAGUACAUGUCCUGCUGCACAGAGAGUGAGAAGUAUGAUAACUUGAUGGCUUACUACACUCGGAUGCGUGAGAUGAUGCUCAAGUCCCAUGACAAGUGGGCUAUUAAGGCAUGA
Molecule: messenger RNA, 534 nt
Organism: Perkinsus marinus ATCC 50983
Lineage: Eukaryota; Perkinsozoa; Perkinsida; Perkinsidae
Exons: 1
Coding region: 1-534 (177 amino acids)
Source: RefSeq, a predicted model, not a curated record